GCUCAGAGAGUUUUCUAUCUGAAGGACAGAGCAUCUAUGGAUGAUGGGGGUGCCAUGGUUGCUAGCGCUGGAACUUGUCCUAUAUGCGGGAUCGUUCAUGUGUGGAGUGAUAACAGUUGCCUCGGUCACCAUCACACAGGGUCACUUUGCAGGACAGUGCAUCCUCUAUGGGAGUAUCUGCUUCAACACAUCUGACCAAUCUUUGACAAUUGAAAGCUCCAGUUCUCCCUCAGUCUGCUAUUUUGUGUCAUCCAUCUCCAUGUGUGUGGCCAUUUAUUGUUUUUCCCUAAUCCUCUACUGGAUCUAUGCAAGCUUUGUCAAUGAUUACAUUAAAAGGAGAAGUAUGUGGCUCAGUGUGUCCCUGUGGAUUUGUGGACUCCUUCUACUUUUUCUCUUGAUGUCAGGGUGUAUUUUGAAGAUUGGUAGAGACAACCUGUGUCUCUCUGUCCUUCACAACAACUCCUCCUUCAGCAGUUGUAAGGACGCACAGAAUAUGACAUGGUCGAAUCCCUAUAUAGGAAGUGAAUUUUACAUACAACUGUACAGUGCUGAGAAAUCCGUGUGGGUGAGUUUCUUCUUCUGGCUGUUAGUUGUGGCAGUUGUGGUGGUGCAGAGACGGCAGGCCCUUAAUGAAGAGGGCCAAUGGAGCUGUGAUGAAACCGAACCUUUCCUCCACCGCCGGGCUCGAGUUCUGUGAACCUCACCACACACUAACACAUCAACAUGUGGCAUAGAACAUUGAGGACUGACUAGAGGACAUGUCCAAAAGAAAUUGUGAGAACUGAUAAUCCAAGAAGCCUACUUGUAUUUGAUGAAUUUGUCAAAUAUUUUGUUAAAAAUCUCAUAUGAACUAGUGAAAAUGACCAUUAUCCUAGAUAUGGCCAAGCAAAUGUAAAGAUUGUAAGGAUAUACUUAUCUAAAUACUAUAUUAACCAAACUAGAUUACACCACUAAGGGUUUCUGAGGUACAUUGAUGAGACAGUGAAAUGAUUUAACCUCCAAACAUCUUUUCUGGUUUUGCAAAGCAUUUGUAUUUCUUGCCAGAAACUUAAUGCAAAACAUGGUGUGGAAUAAAGCCAUUGUUUGAAAUUAUUGAAAUAAUUGAAGACUAAGUAAGGAGUGUAACAUUCACAACCAGUUAUACGUUGCAAUUUGUCAUUUUCAGAGCCUGCACCUGCCUGCAAGGUGAUUUGUAAUUGCAGUUAAAAUCAUUUACAAGAAUUUCCCUUCACUUUUCCCAUCACUUUGCACCCUCUCUGUUGAAAGCCUUGUGAGUUCUGUUUUAUAGAAGGGAGGCAGUGUGAGUAGCUUUGGGAUCACAUCCUUGUUCCAGCUGGGAUGAAAAAUGUAAACAGAAACCUGAAAUUGUGGCAAAAGUAAGGCAAUUUUUUUCAAACCUAUAGCUAAUAUUUUUAGCUAUAUUUCUUUUUGAAACAUGUAUAAAAUUAGUCACAACCUUAAUCUUUUACUAUUAUGCAUACACUAAA
Tachysurus vachellii is the source of this 1487-nucleotide messenger RNA. RefSeq names its product transmembrane protein 179Bb (gene tmem179bb). NCBI's taxonomy places the organism in Eukaryota, Metazoa, Chordata, Actinopteri, Siluriformes, Bagridae. Bases 41 to 697 code for a protein of 218 amino acids. The record is from RefSeq and is a predicted model, not a curated record. The transcript has 5 exons.